AUGCCGAGCUGGAGGCCGCUGCCGCGCAUCGCGUUCGCCAUCUGCACAUAUCCCUUCCAGCCGUCGUCGACGGCGGACCUGCCGCUGGAAAUUGGCGAUGAGCUGUACAUCAUCGAACAGGGAGGGAGGGACGGGUCGUGGUACCGCGGCUAUCUGGUUGCGCCGCCCUCACUGCUGGCCGGCCUCACGAGCGUCAAGGGCCAGACGCUAGAGGCGCGCGUCUUCUCGGGCAUCUUCCCGCGCAGCUGCGUCGAGGUGCGCGAGGUGCUGGGCGAGGGGAGAAAGAGCGACGCCGCCAACGAGGCAGGCGCGCAGGGGACCACGGCCGACAGCCACGAGAAGGGCCCCAACGGCGUCGUGACGCCCACCGAGAGCACCCGCACCACCUCCCCGAACGCAAAGACGAGGGCGUCCAAGAGCGAUGCCGUCUCCGCCCUGUCCUCGUCCACGGCGCGUCCGCUCGAGCGCCGCCGCUCCAACAGGAAGCGCGCCGGCUCGCACGCGUCGCAGUGGACCGCCCGCGAAGAGCACCUCCAGCAGCUGAUGCUGCCGCUGUCGCCCAUCUCAGACCCCAAUGCCCCGCGCCCGCCCGCGCCCGUGCCCAUGCUGAAGAUUGGCGACGAGACGCCCACCUCUGCCCAAGAGCCCCUGGUCGACGAGAUCGCCUCGUGUCUGCGCGAAUGGCACUCGACCAAGGUGCACGAGCUGCUGCUGGUGCGCAAAUAUGGCUCGCUGGACAAGAUGUCCGCCCUCGUAACCCGUCUGGACACCGCCCGGCGGCAGCUGCUGCACAAGGUGCUGACCGCAAAAGAGCUGGAAAAGGUGCGCGAGGCCACCGUAUGGGACCUGGUGGCGGGCAACAAGAUGCUGAGCGGAGACGUCAUCGUGCGGAACCCCUCGCAACGCGGACGCAUAUUGACGGGCGACGACUCGGCCAUUGAGAUCACGAAACUGCAGUCCAUGAUGAGCCUGCUGGAGAGCCGCCCGACCCCCCAAAUUGACGAGCACAACUUACACCACCUGUAUGUGAGCUUGCGACACGCACAAGGCGACGUUGUGCUCGGCGCUGCCCAAGUCAGCAUGCAUCUGUGCCUGAAGGCGCCUGGUGCACAACCGCAACCGCUAUCUGAAGCAUACUCCUUCGACUUGACCACGCGAGACGGCUCGCCUGUGCCGCUAGCCGGGGACAAGCUACGCUCGCUGUUAGUAGACCUCAGCUCGACGGAUAUUGGAGAAGGCGCAGGUUCUGGUUCCACGCUGUACCUCAUCUUCAAGCUCAUGACCAACGAAUCGCUACGUGCACAGACAGCCAGCGAGAAGAUGGGCGUUCAAAAAGACGCCACAACCACCAAUGGUUCUGACAUACAGCGCUCGAAUAUCGGAAGCGUCAAGGGCGGCAGACGGAGCGUCAUGUUUGGCUCCAAACGGAAAGAGUCGGCCAGCCCCCAAACCACCAAUUCAUCUUCCAGUCCGCGCCUAAACAGCUCGGACCUCAUCAGGUCGCAGGGCUCAGACGACCGCCCAGAAUCCGCAGCCACAAGAUCAAGAGCCCUGUCCAAAGAUCAUAAGACGAUAAAGCGAGUCAACGCCGUUGGCGUGCUCAAUGUGAACCAGAUCAUGCGUAGCGAAGCCGAGAUUGACCAGACAGUGACCAUGUGGACAACAGCAACGCAAUCUGACGAAACACUAAAAGACGACGCCGGCUGGGACAGUCUGUUAGCAGAAGUGUACCCCAGCCCGAGCGGCAAAUACACGCAAAACGCGCCUAUCAGCCAGAUUACUGUUCACUUGAAAGCAUUUGUCCACCCCGAUGCCGAACGACUCAUUGAAAAGACACCUACCCUACUCCACAAUGUCAAACCCACGCGGAAAAUCGGGUUUUCAGGAGCACCAACAAAACCUAGAAGCGACAUCUACCUAACUCUCGCCGAGCCUUUCCUGCCGAAGAACGCAUUUCUUGCUCACCCAAAGACUGGGACUGUACCACUAGUCCAGUCAUCUGCAAUGACUAACUUGCAGCUCACCAUCGAGGUGCGAAAGAGCUCCGGUGAACGUAUUGAUGGUUGUAUAUAUCCUUCAGCCAACAGUGCCGGACAUACAGCUUGGCGCACAACCGCAGUGGAGCGAGGUCAAGGCUGGAAUUCCACCAUUCGACUCGCAAUUGACCCUCAAGACGUCCCCGGAUCGCAUCUUGUCAUGAGCGUUGCAGAUGCGCCAGGGUUCCCAUUCGCGCUCUGUUGGAUGCCGCUCUGGAAUCAGGACGCGUUCAUACGCGACGGAGACCACGCAUUAACUCUGUACCGCUAUGACGAAUACACGUCAGGCAUGAUUGCUGGCAAAGGAGCCUAUCUUGGUCUUCCAUGGAGCGCCAGGAGAAAAGAUGAGCACGUCAUGGGUCCGAUGGCGGCUGUACAUCUCAAAACAUUCCUCUGCAGCACAAAAUAUUCCCAAGAUCCAACUAUCCUGGGUCUCGUCAAGUGGCAAGAUCAGCCAGCCGGCGAGCUUGUAGCUCUUCUGCGGCGGUUCAACUUUGUGCCUGAGAUCGAGAUCGUCAAGCUGCUCGACGUAGUCUUUGAUGCACUCUUCGCAAUUCAGAGUCACUAUGCUGGAAGCGAUGAGUACGAGGACCUCGUCUUCAACGCUCUUGUCAUAGUUUUUGGCAUCGUCUAUGAUCGCAGGUUCAAUCUCGAGCCUCUGGUGGACCAAUAUGCCCGAACGAAAGUCUUUCACUCUCUUGUCACAUCAUGCCUGAUGCAGAGCUAUGGCCGGUUGCUUGCCAAACCUGCUGAUCCAGAGUGCUCGCGUCGAUUACGGGCUACCUUCAAGGUCGGCAAGCUCAUCAUGAAAUUCUUGGUCAAUGCCCGUGAAAAACAGAGAGCGAAAGAGGAGAGCAUCGGCAUCAAGGACCGUGUCCAGUUCACUCGGGAGAUGAAGGUCCUUUUUACUUCUUUUGAGGCAUUGAUGAAGAGCAAAUCGCCCGUAGUCAUCGGCACCAAGACUCUUCUAGUGCAGAACUUUCAUUCGUGGCUGCCAGAGUUGGACGGUUGCAUGCCCGCACUGGACGUCUUCAAGCUAGCCGAAAGUUUCAUCGAGUCGUGUGCAGAUGUACAGGGCAAACUAAUCCUCUACAAGCUCCUGCUGAUCCACCAUAUCUCGGACCUUCAGAUCUUUCGUACCCCAGAGGUUCGACGUCUCCUUCUAAGCAAGACGGCAAAAUGGCUAGCCCCGUACUGGGGUAAAGUAGAGCAAGUCACUGAUCAGUGGAAGGAGCAGGUAGAAGAGCUUGGACAAGAAACCUGCGACUACAUGGAAAAGCUGGUGAACUCGUACCGCGCGAUACAAGCAACACCUCGACCAGCGAAGAAAACCCUGUCACUUUUGUUCCCAACCACGUACCCGUUCCAAUCUCGGCCAGUCGCGGUCGCCUCGACAUUCGACGAGGCGUUGGCGGAAAUAUCUGCCAUCCUUGCUGCCAUGUCGAACUCGCCAGCACUGAUGCAUCUCGACAAGACCAGGGAGGAUGCACCGGAAUUCCUGUUUUCCGUAUUGCAAGUCUACAUCUCCAUUCUUGACUGCGAGGCCUAUCCAAGCUCGUGGUUGAGCGUACAUAUCUACCACCACAAGGCUACUAUGCGCGCCCUGGAGAAGUUGUUUAACAUUCUUGUCGAUUCUUUCCUCCCUCUACCCGACGAAGCCGAUAAUUUCAAUACGGAGCUCUGGCGAGCAUUCUUCGAUGCCCUGUUGAAGCUUGUCGGAAGCGACGCACUCGCAUUGGAAACCUUUCCAGAACAGAAGCGACGUGCAGUCUGGAAGAUCGCAGGUGACGUUCGUGAGCACGGUGCGGAUCUGCUGCAGCGAAGUUGGGAAGCGAUAGGCUGGGAAACAAGCGCAGAAGACAAGACUCGAUAUGGGCUCGAUAAGAUGGGCGGUUUCCAGGUGCAAUACGUACCGGGCCUUGUUGCUCCGAUCGUGGAACUGUGUCUUAGUGUCCACGAAGGGUUGCGUAGUGUCGCAAUUGAAGUACUACAGACGAUGAUACUUAGCGAGUGGACAUUGAGUGAGGAUCUUUCACUCAUUCAGGCUGAAAUGAUUGAUUGCCUGGAUCAUUUGUUCAAGACUAAACACUUGACUGAGGCUGUCUUGCAAAAGCACUUCAUACAAGAGCUCGUAGAGCUGUUCGAGCCUCUGGCCCAGGAUCCCGAAGAGCCGAUCCUCGCAGCACUGAAAACACUCAUCGCCACUAUUGAUGAACUGCUGGAUCUCCUUGUAGCUGUGCAUAGCACCGAAGCAGCUGGCGAGAUCUUCCACAUCAUGGACACGCUUCACCUCAUGGAGUUUUUGAAGGACAUGCAAAAGGAGGACAUCUAUAUCCGCUACGUGCAUCAGCUGGUAGAGCUCCAAGCAGACGCACAAAACUUUACCGAGGCAGGUCUCGCUCUUCGUUUGCAUGCCGAAUUAUACGAAUGGAACCCGAACAGCACCGUGGAUCCUCUGACUGAUCCGAGUUUCCCACCCCAAACGGCGUUCGAGCGUAAGGAGCAACUGUACUUCCAGAUGAUCGAACACUACGAGAGCGGACAGUCAUGGAACAACGCAUUGGCAGCGUACACGGAGCUUGCGGCCCAAUACGAGCAUAACAUAUUUGACUUUGCCAAGCUAGCCCGGACGCAGCAUGCCAUGGCCAAGAUCCACGAGGCUAUUGCAAAAGGCGAACGCGCCAACCCACGAUACUUCAGGGUUGUGUACAAGGGUCUAGGGUUCCCUCCCGGACUGCGCGACAAGCAAUACAUAUUCGAAGGCUCUGCAACAGAUCGACUUGCCUCCUUUACUGAUCGCAUGCAGCAACAGCAUCCGGCAGCGCAAGUCCUCAACCCUGGCGCUGAGCAAGAUGUGGAAGGCCAGUACCUGCAGAUCUUCCCCGUCAGCCCACAGAAGGACCUCGCACAUCCGAUCUUCCAGCGGGCAAAGGUUUCGCAAUCCGUCAAAGACUUCUAUCUGCUGUCACGGCCAUCUCAUUUCACUUCUGCAUCGCGCCGAGCACCAUCCAAUGCGAAUAGCAAGGAGCCAACAGUUGAAAAGACUGUCUACACAACUGCCGAAGCAUUUCCCACAAUACUGAGACGAACGGAGAUUGUAGCUGUCGGCAAUGUUACCCUCACGCCUCUUCAGGCCGCCAUUGAACGCACGUCACGAAAGACUGUUGAGCUCGGUGCCAUAGAGAAGAGAAUCGUCGACGGAGAUGAUAGUGUCUUCAAUAGUCUUACGCAAGAACUGAUCGCCGCUCAAUAUGGCACCAAUGAUGCGUUCGCCAACAGGGUCGUGGAUAGCCACAACAGCGUCACGUUCGCAUCUGCCCGUCAAGACAAGAAACGCCUCAGCCUCGCAUUCCUCACCAAAGGUGUUCUGAUGGGCGAGUCGGACAAGGACAAGGACAAGGACAAAGACAAAGACGUCAAGCCGGCCGACGACGAUAACAACGACGCAUCUUCCAUCUCCACUUCGACGCGCAGCCCCAGCAAAGAAGUCAGCCGGCACCGCCUCAGUCUUAGUUUUCUGAAUCACGCAACCACCCCUGUGACGCCCAGUUCACCGGCGCCCGAAGCUUUGCCUGCGUUCCAGAACAUGAGUCAGACGAGUCUGGGACGAACUCCCAGUACGACUAAACGACCAGAGACAGGCGGCAGCAAAAGUCUGAAGAGCGAGAGCAGUGGCGGAAAUAUGAAGGGAAGCAUGAAGAAAAGGCUCAGCUUCAUGACGAUUGGCAAGAAACGCAGUAGGAGUAGUGUCAGGCCCAAGCAGCAGGACACUUUGAUGGAGGAGUAG
This is a messenger RNA of Parastagonospora nodorum SN15, 5823 nucleotides long. RefSeq lists its product as hypothetical. The record is from RefSeq and is a predicted model, not a curated record. Gene Ontology annotation, biological process: small GTPase-mediated signal transduction. NCBI's taxonomy places the organism in Eukaryota, Fungi, Ascomycota, Dothideomycetes, Pleosporales, Phaeosphaeriaceae. Bases 1 to 5823 code for a protein of 1940 amino acids. Gene Ontology annotation, cellular component: plasma membrane; cytoplasm. The transcript has 4 exons. Gene Ontology annotation, molecular function: small GTPase binding; guanyl-nucleotide exchange factor activity.